Penicillium soppii is the source of this 381-nucleotide messenger RNA. RefSeq lists its product as uncharacterized. The transcript has a single exon. Lineage: Eukaryota; Fungi; Ascomycota; Eurotiomycetes; Eurotiales; Aspergillaceae. The record is from RefSeq and is a predicted model, not a curated record. The coding region runs from base 1 to 381 and encodes 126 amino acids.
AUGUCAGAGAAGCUCAAGGCCCUUUGGGAGACCACUGAGAAAGAGGGGCCCGAACAUGGACACAGAAUGGCUGAUGCUUCGCUACGAGAGGAAGACAUCGCGGAUUGCAGAACGCAGUUAACAGAUUUGAUUCUUAGAGGUACUAUGUCCACUGACUCCCUCAAGUCAUUCGACGCCACCGAUGUUGUAGCACAUAACGCAUCCUCAAGCUCAUUGAUGAAUGUGCAGAAGCGAUUGAUACAGGCAAAUAUCAUCAGAAGGAGUAGGAUCGAAUUUGAUACACUCUCGAUGAGCUUAUCACGUUCAAUGGUCAAGCGCAGCGGCAAAACUGACCCUAGUUAUCUGGCCUCGCCCAAACCGAACUCCUAUGGGAUAACAUGA